Aethalodelphis obliquidens (Pacific white-sided dolphin) is the source of this 1545-nucleotide messenger RNA. It is a transcript of the gene C1QL1, whose product is annotated as complement C1q like 1. Bases 280 to 1056 code for a protein of 258 amino acids. Gene Ontology annotation, molecular function: protein binding. The record is from RefSeq and is a predicted model, not a curated record. Lineage: Eukaryota; Metazoa; Chordata; Mammalia; Artiodactyla; Delphinidae. The transcript is spliced from 2 exons.
CAGGAGGCGGCGGCCGCCGCGCUCAGUUCUGCCGCGCCGCGGGAGGGAAGCGCGAGGUGGGAGCCGGCGGCUGGGCUCGGCAGCGCAUCCAGCGCAGCGCGGCGCCCCGGGCCCGGCCCCAUGCCCUCAGCCCCGCCGGACCGCCGUUGAGCACGGGCGCCUUGCCCGCGCCCCCCGCCCGCCGGCACCAUUGCCCCGACGGCGCGGCCUGGCGGCCCGGCGCUCCCCAGGCUCCGCGCCGGCCGGAAGACGCUCCUGGCAGCCGCCGCGGGCGUGGUGAUGCUGCUGGUGCUGGUGGUGCUCAUCCCCGUGCUGGUGAGCUCGGGCGGCCCGGAUGGCCACUACGAGAUGCUGGGCACCUGCCGCAUGGUGUGCGACCCCUACCCCGCGCGGGGCCCCGGCGCCGGCGCGCGGCCCGACGGCGGCGACGCCCUGAGCGAGCAGAGCGGCGCGCCCCCGCCCUCCACGCUGGUGCAGGGCCCCCAGGGGAAGCCGGGACGCACAGGCAAGCCGGGCCCUCCCGGGCCCCCGGGGGACCCGGGUCCUCCGGGUCCUGUGGGGCCACCCGGGGAGAAGGGUGAGCCGGGCAAGACCGGCCCUCCCGGGCUGCCGGGCGCGGGGGGCAGCGGCGCCAUCAGCACGGCCACCUAUACCACGGUGCCGCGCGUGGCCUUCUACGCCGGCCUCAAGAACCCUCACGAGGGUUACGAGGUGCUCAAGUUCGACGACGUGGUCACCAACCUAGGCAACAACUACGACGCGACCAGCGGCAAGUUUACAUGCAACAUUCCCGGCACCUACUUUUUCACCUACCACGUCCUCAUGCGCGGAGGCGACGGCACCAGUAUGUGGGCGGACCUCUGCAAGAACGGCCAGGUGCGGGCCAGUGCCAUUGCCCAGGACGCAGACCAGAACUACGACUACGCCAGCAACAGCGUGAUCCUGCACCUGGACGCGGGCGACGAGGUCUUCAUCAAGCUCGACGGAGGCAAAGCGCACGGCGGCAACAGCAACAAAUACAGCACAUUCUCCGGCUUCAUCAUCUACUCCGAUUGAGCUCCUCGCGACCCCUCCAUCCCCUAUCCCCCCGGAGGUCCCCUCCCGGCGGGGCAGAGGAUGACCCGUCCCCCUACCCACACCCCCUCGCUGCCCGCCACGGCCGCCGGCUUCUCCCGGCUAUGACGCCCCCGGCCUGCCCUCACCACCGUCCGGGCCGCAGCAAGCCCUCCCGCCGUCUCGCCACAGAGCCGGGUCCAGCGCGCCCCGUCCCGGUUCCCCGGGAGGCGGUGUCGACCGCCCCCGCCCCGGCCCGCACUGUAUAUUUGUACAAUAGGAUUGUUUUUGCCCACCUGACCCACCAGCCCGCCCCAGCUGGGGGAGAGGUCUCGGCGGGGUCGCUCCCCGUGCUCGGAUGUGCUGCCCACCCGCUCUGGGGUGGCGCUGCCUGGGGGAGCGGUGUAUUGGGGGCUGGAUGGCUUCCCAGCUACAGCCCUGGCCGGCUGAGCCCCGUCUGACCAAAGCUAUAAUAAAACACUUCCACCCCGC